Molecule: messenger RNA, 1669 nt
Organism: Dendrobium catenatum
Lineage: Eukaryota; Viridiplantae; Streptophyta; Magnoliopsida; Asparagales; Orchidaceae
Product: serine/threonine-protein phosphatase PP1
Exons: 4
Coding region: 248-1213 (321 amino acids)
Cellular component (GO): nucleus; cytoplasm
Molecular function (GO): protein serine/threonine phosphatase activity
Source: RefSeq, a predicted model, not a curated record
ACGGAGUUGAUACCGCAUGUGUGCGAUUGCGAUCUAUAGAAACUAUUGAAGACAUCAGGCGCUCGAUUCUCCGUUUUUCCUUCUCUGCUCUAGGGCAGGAAAUAAUUUAGGUCCUUCUCUAUUUACGGAUAGAAAAGUGCGAGGCGAAGGCGGCGCCUCUGGAGAGAACUGUCUGUCUUCUUCAUUCAUUUGUUUUGAUCGAUUGAGAAAGCUAGGGUUUCGGUUUAUCUGAGUUGCGCAUAGGAGGAUGGACGAGGCGGCGGUGGAUGCUCUCAUCGCUCGGCUUCUUGACGCGAAGAACGGAAGGACGGUGAGACAGGUUCACAUGACCGAGCUGGAGAUACGGCAGCUGUGCCUCGCCGCGAAGGAGGUCUUCCUUAGCCAACCGAAUCUACUGGAGCUCGAAGCGCCAAUCAAGAUUUGUGGUGACAUUCAUGGGCAGUAUUCUGAUCUUCUCCGAUUAUUUGAAUAUGGAGGACUCCCCCCACAAGCUAACUAUUUGUUUCUUGGUGACUACGUUGAUCGUGGCAAGCAGAGCAUUGAAACUAUUUGCCUUCUUCUGGCAUACAAGAUAAAAUAUCCAGAGAACUUUUUUCUUCUGAGAGGAAACCAUGAGUGCGCAUCAAUCAACCGUAUAUAUGGUUUUUAUGAUGAGUGCAAGAGAAGGUUUAAUGUUCGACUAUGGAAGGUUUUUACUGAUUGUUUUAACUGCCUCCCAGUUGCUGCUCUUAUUGAUGAGAAGAUCCUUUGCAUGCAUGGAGGCUUAUCUCCUGACCUGAAAAACUUGGAUCAGAUCCGUAAUAUUGCUCGCCCUGCAGACGUCCCUGACCAAGGUCUUCUUUGUGAUCUACUAUGGUCUGAUCCUGAUAAAGAUAUUGAAGGCUGGGGAGAGAAUGAUAGAGGUGUAUCUUAUACAUUCGGGCCAGACAAGGUUGGCGAGUUUCUUCAAAAGCAUGACUUGGACCUUAUCUGCCGUGCACACCAGGUUGUUGAAGAUGGCUAUGAGUUUUUUGCAAAUCGACAGCUGGUGACAAUAUUUUCUGCACCCAACUAUUGUGGGGAAUUUGACAAUGCUGGUGCUAUGAUGAGUGUGGAUGACACUUUGACUUGUUCAUUUCAGAUUCUGAAACCAUCUGAUAAAAAAGGAAAAUUUGGGUUGGGGAACAACUUGUUGAGGCCAGGAACACCUCCUAGAAAGGGUGGUAAAGGUUAAUAUCAGCUUCGCAUUUGCUUUUAUCCAUUAUAUUUUGGUGAACUUUCAGUGCUCUCAUUUUGAAGUUUUAUGUGCCACAUCUAUCUUCUUGCUGCUGUGUUAUGGAAGCCAACCCUUGUUCUAAAAUCUGUGAAGUUAUUCAGAAUCCUCCGAAAUUCCACGAAUUUGAUUUGGUUCAUGAAAAGCUAAAGCAUGUGCUGAUCAACAUAGGCAAACCUUCUGCCAGCAAUUGUAAAUUUAUUCGGAAAUUUGUCCUUUGAUUGUCGCACAAUUGUAGACUCCAAUGUUUAAUGCACUUAUGGUAGCAGCUUUCUGCAGAAGCUCACUGUUCUUCAGAACUUUGGGUAUUUUCUAUUCUAGUUAGGUUUUAGUUUUAUGUUGCUUGAGGAUUUACUUGUAAGCUGAUAAUGACGGUGUUUCUUUCUGAGUAGAAUUGUUUUGGUUGAUGCCUCUGAA